Musa acuminata subsp. malaccensis (wild Malaysian banana) is the source of this 1533-nucleotide messenger RNA. Its product is annotated as ribulose bisphosphate carboxylase/oxygenase activase, chloroplastic-like. Gene Ontology annotation, cellular component: thylakoid; chloroplast stroma. The record is from RefSeq and is a predicted model, not a curated record. Lineage: Eukaryota; Viridiplantae; Streptophyta; Magnoliopsida; Zingiberales; Musaceae. Gene Ontology annotation, molecular function: ribulose-1,5-bisphosphate carboxylase/oxygenase activator activity; ATP hydrolysis activity; ATP binding.
CGUUUCCAACAUCCUUGGUGCAUCCCGAACAGCUCUCCCUCACCGUUUGAUCCUUUGGUUGUCAGAUGGCCGCCGCCGUCUCCACCGUUGGGGCUGUCAACCGAGUGCCGUUAAGCCUGCAUGGGUCAAGCUCAGGUGCUUCUGUCCCCAGCUCGGCUUUCUUCGGGAGCGCUCUGAAGAAAGCAAACUCCGGCCUGAGCCAUGGACGGGUCUCGACUGCUAGCUUCAAGGUCUUGGCUGCCGAUCUCGACGAGUCGAAGCAGACGAGCAGCGACAGAUGGGCAGGCCUUGCGUCCGAUGUAUCCGAUGACCAGCAGGAUAUCACAAGAGGGAAGGGGCUGGUCGACACUCUCUUCCAAGCUCCCAUGGGCGACGGAACCCACAUCCCCGUUAUGAGCUCUUACGAGUACAUCAGCCAGGGUCUCCGCCAGUACAACUUCGACAACACCAUGGACGGAUACUACAUCGCACCAGCUUUCAUGGACAAGCUUGUUGUGCACAUCGCCAAGAACUUCAUGAACUUGCCUAACAUCAAGGUUCCCCUAAUUUUGGGUAUAUGGGGAGGCAAAGGUCAGGGGAAAUCGUUCCAGUGCGAGCUCGUCUUUGCCAAGAUGGGGAUCAAUCCUAUCGUGAUGAGUGCCGGAGAACUGGAGAGCGGGAACGCGGGGGAGCCGGCAAAGUUGAUCAGGCAACGGUACCGAGAGGCGGCAGACAUCAUCAAGAAGGGGAAGAUGUGCUGCCUCUUCAUCAACGAUCUCGACGCAGGUGCCGGGAGGCUGGGCGGCACCACCCAGUACACCGUCAACAACCAGAUGGUGAACGCCACCCUGAUGAACAUCGCCGACAACCCGACCAACGUGCAGCUCCCGGGGAUGUACAACAAGCAGGAGAACGCCCGCGUCCCGAUCAUAGUCACCGGCAAUGACUUCUCCACGCUGUAUGCUCCUCUCAUUCGCGACGGUCGCAUGGAGAAGUUCUACUGGGCACCGACCAGGGAGGACCGGAUCGGUGUCUGCUUAGGUAUCUUCAGGACCGACAACGUCCCCAUGGAGGACAUCGUCAAGCUCGUUGAUGCCUUCCCAGGCCAGUCGAUCGAUUUCUUCGGUGCCCUCAGAGCCAGGGUCUACGAUGACGAGGUGAGGAAAUGGGUGGCGGAGAUUGGAGUCGAGAAGGUGGGUAAGAAGCUCGUCAAUUCGCUCGAAGGGCCGCCGACGUUUGAGCAACCCAAGAUGACGCUCGACAAGCUGACGGAGUAUGGGAACAUGCUGGUGAGGGAGCAGGAGAACGUGAAGAGGGUGCAGUUGGCGGACAAGUACUUGAGCGAGGCUGCACUCGGCGACGCCAAUGCGGAUGCCAUCAAAACUGGAUCCUUCUAUGGUUAAGCCUGCAGCAUCUGUUCGAGAGUUUGAUGCAUGCGAUGGAUUAGCAGCAGCACAUUCUGUGCCAUACUAAUGGUGUAAAAGUUAUCUUGCUUUGUGUUCAUGAAUUCUGUUCCCGAUAUGCUAAAGAAAACUCGGUGACAGGAAGUCAAAC